Messenger RNA from Callorhinchus milii (elephant shark), 841 nucleotides. RefSeq lists its product as uncharacterized. The record is from RefSeq and is a predicted model, not a curated record. NCBI's taxonomy places the organism in Eukaryota, Metazoa, Chordata, Chondrichthyes, Chimaeriformes, Callorhinchidae.
UCCACGUCUCACCACAUCCUCUUCUUCUCUGGACUGAAAAGCAGAAGAAUGGCGAUUAAUGCUCAAACACUUCUCUCUUUCGUUGUUUUUAUUUCCGUACAAACUGUGGUGUGUUUGGCAAAUGGAGGUAAUGCUGUUGUUGUUGUUGGGACAUUGGGCGCCACUGUCCAACUGCCCUCUCCUCGGGGUCUCUCCCCAGAGAUCGACAGUGUUAAGUGGACCCACAAGUCCACAGCCCAGAAAUUAGCGGAAUAUCACAAAGGGAAGACUGAGUACUACGGCACUGAAGAGAUGAGGAAACGCGUAACUGUUCACAGAGAGAAUCUCACUCUACAGAUCAGUGACCUGAGGCGCACAGACACCGGAGAUUAUAGGAUAGUCACAGACCUUCAAGACGGGAAAUCAUAUGAAAUCCUCUACAAUCUCACAGUCUAUGAACGAGUGUCUGGAGUUGAAAUCACGUCCUCUCUCACUAAAGGACAGUGCAAUGGGACUCUGACGUGUGAUGUGAAGUCUGGUAAACCAGUUCGCUUUGUGUGGGAGAGAGAUACGGUUAAUUUGUCCAUUUCCCAACCCAGUGACCGCGCGUCACUCUCUGUAACUCUCUCCUCAAACCACAGUUACACUGUGUUCAAGUGUAAAGCUUCAAACCCAGUGAGUGACGAUUCUACAGAGAUUUCCUUCCAACCCCGAGAUUACUGUGUCACGUCUCCUGAUGCACGAACCCUUCGGGCACACAGUGCACUUAUUGCUGUGGGCGUCUCAGUCCCAAUCACCGUAUUGGCUGUGAUUAUUAUUAUAGGUUUCAAAAUCUCUAAAAAGAAAAGAAGAAAUGCCGCAG